GGAUAUAUAAGAUGUAGGAUGCUCCCCAUUUCAAGAAUCAAGCGACAGCCUUUUCUCUGGCCGGUGAAUGCUGAACCAGCUCCCUGGAUUUGUAUGAUCCCAGAAACACCUGGUGUCCUUCGGAUAGGUGCGGUGCCCCCUCCGUUUAUUGUAUCCUGCCCUCACCCAUCUCCUUUGCUACAGGGGGUACCUGCCUGGCAAGCUCCUUGCGACCCUUUCCUACCUUUGAUGUCAUUGCCCACUGCACCAGAGCCUGCUGUUCACCAGUUUCCUUUGGCAAAUGGGCAGUGGGUCGGAGGUCAUUCCCCUGCAUUUGGAUUUUCACCUUCUUCAAGUGUAGAAAUUAUUCCUCUUUUUCCACAUGUUUACACGUCCGCCAUCCCUCAACAUGCCGGAAAACGAUGGGGUGAAAAGAAAACUCCUAAUUGCAAGAUCUUUCUUAACAACUCUCUUGCUCUGGAGUCUUCCUGGAUGCACCCAGCUGAGGAACUGAUAUUAUUUCAUGCACUUGAGAAGCCGAGUCGCAGGACAAAUCAAGUAACCAUGGCUAUAUCUAGACCAUCUACUGCCUCCAGGCCAUUGCACACAGUCAUAUUAACUCCACAGCGCGUAACAGGUCUUUUCCAGAAUGGAAUUAAGCCAGCCUGUGACAACCAGUCUAUUGCCAUUGUUGGCGCCAUGACCAUGCCUCCUACAGCGCUGAUGGGGAUUGAAUCAGAGUCUUCACAAGGGAUGUCUACAGCUUUAGCACCACCCCAUCAUAUGUUGACAAUAUCUCCAAUCAAAAUGCCACUUUUAGCCUCAGAAAUCGCAGGUCACCCUUCGAGAAUUGAAGCCCAUGUCAGUCCUCUGCUGCCAGCUCAGCUUGCCAGAAUAACUGCAUCCCCUGCGGUCACCUUUAUGACAGCUUUGGCUGAUCAUGCAUCAAAAGAUAAAAGUAAAGAAGCAAACAGGGCAACUUGUUCAACCGCAUUCAUUUUACAUUCAGAGAGAAAAAAUAACGCUGCCAAGACAGAUGAAAAGAAUAAUGUUUUGAAGAUGUCAAGUGAAGAGGACUGCGUGGCCAAAAUCAACAAGCCUGUGGCGUCAACACCAGUGCCCGGAUCACCAUGGUGUGUGGUAUGGACUGGAGAUGACAAAGUAUUCUUCUUCAACCCUACAAUACAACUAUCAGUUUGGGACAAGCCAAUAGACUUAAAGAAUCGAGUGGAUAUAAACAGAAUCAUUGAGGACCCCCCACAUAAACGCAAACUGGAAUCUCCCACAACUGGCAAGAAAGAUGGACUGGUCCCAGAAGAUGCUAAUGAUGAACACAACUCCAAAAUUAAGAGAAAUAAGACAGAAGAUUCGCAUGCCAUUGAUCAAGUUGAAGAGGAAGAUGAAAAAUCAUCAUCCAUAAAAUCAGUGCCCCCUUUGGAGGAUCGGAUGAUAUGCUUUAGGAACAUGCUUCUUGAGAGAGGGGUGUCUGCAUUCUCCACAUGGGAAAAAGAGCUGCAUAAAAUCGUGUUUGAUCCUCGAUAUCUCUUAUUAAACUCAGAAGAACGAAAACAGGUGUUUGAACAAUUUAUAAAGACUCGAAUUAAGGAAGAAUAUAAAGAAAAGAGGAGUAAAUUAAUGCUUGCCAAAGAAGAAUUUAAAAAGCUACUAGAAGAAUCCAAAUUGUCUCCAAGGACUACCUUUAAGGAAUUUGCAGAGAAAUAUGGAAGAGACCAACGUUUCCGUGUUGUUCAGAAAAAGAAAGACCAAGAACAUUUUUUCAACCAGUUCAUAAAUUCACUUAAAAAACGAGACAAAGAAAACAGAAUGAGAUUACGGAAAAUGAGAUAA
Molecule: messenger RNA, 1827 nt
Organism: Bufo gargarizans (Asiatic toad)
Lineage: Eukaryota; Metazoa; Chordata; Amphibia; Anura; Bufonidae
Gene: TCERG1L
Product: transcription elongation regulator 1 like
Exons: 14
Coding region: 19-1827 (602 amino acids)
Cellular component (GO): nucleus
Molecular function (GO): RNA polymerase binding; transcription coregulator activity
Source: RefSeq, a predicted model, not a curated record